AUGGCGCCGAGUUGGUGGCGGCGCGAGGAGGCAGAGCUCGGGCGGUCAAUCGGGCUCCUCGGGUGCCGGGGAUGCCUUGCCGAACCCAUCGGUCGCGGCGGCCUCCUUGGCCCCGAGACUCCUGAGGAAGCUACAAGAGCUGGGCUUGUGAGUGGAAAGGAUCAAAUCAUCGACCGGAGUAUCCAGGAUGCAUAUGUAAACGCCAUACGGAGGGCGAAGAACUUCAUCUACAUUGAGAAUCAGUACUUCCUUGGAAGUUCAUACGGCUGGAAGCCUGAAGGCAUCAAGCCAGAAGAAAUUGGUGCUCUUCACUUGAUUCUGAAGGAGCUCUCGCUGAUGAUUGUCAGCAAGAUUGAAGCUGGGAAGCGGUUUACUGUUUAUGUUGUGGUGCCAAUGUGGCCUGAGGGUGUUCCAGAAAGCGCUUCUAUUCAGGCAAUUCUUGACUGGCAAAGGAGAACGAUGGAGAUGAUGUACACUGACAUCGCACAAGCUCUCGAAGCCAACAGGAUUGAAGCAAACCCCAAGGACUAUCUCACUUUCUUCUACUUAGGUAACCGCGAGGUGAAGCAGGAGGGAGAAUAUGAACAAGAGGAGCACCCAGAACCUGACACUAAUUACAUCUGGGCUCAAGAGGCUAGGAGGAUUAUGAUCUAUGUUCAUACCAAAAUGAUGAUAGCUACAAAGCAUGCAUUUCUGCUUUACGUGUAUUGGAAGCAAGGGAUCGCUUUAAAAUCUGAAGUAUAACUAUUUUAGAGAGCAGCAGAAUCAACUUAAAGCAGAAAGUAUCAGGGAGAAAUCGUCCUAUCCUACUUUGUCCAAAGAUUUCAUUCUCUUUUGGAUUGAAACCAAAUAAAACC
Messenger RNA from Zea mays, 857 nucleotides. Its product is annotated as phospholipase D alpha 1-like. The coding region runs from base 1 to 744 and encodes 247 amino acids. Gene Ontology annotation, biological process: phospholipid catabolic process. Gene Ontology annotation, cellular component: plasma membrane. The record is from RefSeq and is a predicted model, not a curated record. Gene Ontology annotation, molecular function: D-type glycerophospholipase activity. The transcript has 3 exons. Lineage: Eukaryota; Viridiplantae; Streptophyta; Magnoliopsida; Poales; Poaceae.